Molecule: messenger RNA, 1470 nt
Organism: Lathyrus sativus (Indian pea)
Lineage: Eukaryota; Viridiplantae; Streptophyta; Magnoliopsida; Fabales; Fabaceae
Source: the annotation of a GenBank genome assembly
AUGUUAACAAAGAUGAAUGAAGUAGAAAUCACAAAUGUUAAUUUCCUUCAAAAUUCAACAACUAGUGCUUCUAUUAAUCCUCCUCCUUUGAAGAGAAAAAGAAACCUCCCCGGAAAUCCAGAUCCUGAAGCUGAAGUUAUAGCUUUAUCGCCGAAGACUUUAAUGGCUACAAACAGAUUCUUGUGUGAAACGUGUGGGAAGGGUUUUCAAAGAGAUCAAAAUCUACAACUACAUCGACGUGGACAUAACCUUCCAUGGAAGCUUAAGCAGAGAACAAACAAGGAAAUAAAGAAGAGAGUUUAUGUCUGUCCGGAGAAGACUUGUGUUCAUCAUGAUCCUUCGAGAGCGCUUGGUGACUUAACUGGGAUAAAAAAGCACUUUUGUAGAAAGCACGGUGAAAAGAAGUGGAAGUGUGAGAAGUGCUCAAAACGCUAUGCUGUUCAGUCUGAUUGGAAAGCUCAUUCAAAAACAUGUGGUACUAGAGAAUACAAAUGUGACUGUGGAACUAUCUUUUCAAGGAGAGAUAGCUUCAUAACUCAUAGAGCUUUCUGUGAUGCCUUAGCAGAAGAAACAGCAAGGGUAAGUGCAGCAUCAGAAAUAAACCACAACUCAUUAAGGAGUAACAUUGGUAACUACAACAUGAUGGGAACAUCUUUAGUUCCUAACAACAUGUCAACCCAUUUUCCUUCAAUUUUCAAAACAAUUUCAUCUCCUGAUCAUCAUCAUCAUGAAACAACAACCAAUCAAACUAGAGGGCUCUCCCUUUGGAUGAACCAAACAUCUCAGCCUCAUGAAACAAUGAUAACCACCAAUGGAAACACUAACUUGCAUGAGAUUCAUGUUAAUCAACAUUUUGACUCAUCAUCAUCAAGAGGAUUAAUAUACGGCGGGAUUGAGAAUCCGAACUCGAAUAACUAUCAGCUAAAUUGGGUUUAUGAAAAUAAACUUCCCACAAAUUGUAGCCAAGAGUUAAUCACUAGCGCAGCAACUUCACUUCCUUUAGGAAUCAAUAAUGUUAAUGUUAAGGAUGUUGUUGCUACUCAUCAUGAUGCUACAAGCCAACAAAUAUCUUCCUUGUAUAGCUCACAACACCAAAUACCAUCGCAUCAAACAACAUCAUCGGCAAACAUGUCGGCUACAGCUUUGUUACAGAAAGCUGCUCAAAUUGGAGUAACCUCGACCGACACAUCGUUCCUCGGAAGCUUAGGUUUGAAAUGCAGUGAUAAUAAUAAUAUUGAUGUGAACAAGCUUGGUGGUGGUGCUGGUAUGUAUGGUUCAAGUUCAUUACUCAUUAGUCUUGGAAAUGAGGAAGAUCACAACACUACUGCAUGUGAUUUCUCACAAAUGCACCCUUCUAAACGUAGACAUGUCCAGAGUGAAGAGAAUGGAGGUGGAGGGCAAACUAGAGAUUUUCUUGGUGUUGGUGUGCAAACCAUCUGUCACCCUUCAUCAAUCAACGGAUGGAUUUGA